AUGGCCCAUCCAUGGAAGCACCAUGUCGACAGGUUCUGCCGCCAGUAUCUCCAGCUGGAGCCGAGUCUCGACUUCCCGCCGGCCGAAUUUCUCAAGCUUGACGCCGUGCAGGAGCUCAUAUACGAGAGGCUGUUCGCCGACCAUGUCCUCUUGUAUGCCCCGCCCGACAGAUAUCGACUCAAGACUCUCAAGCAGCUGAUUGCGCGCAUCGAGGCUUCCAUAGACGACUGGGAUGAGCACGCCGUGUCUGAUAACCUCAUGUCCCUGCUCCCCGUGCUCCUGUCCGCGCCGCUGCCCUCAGAGACGGCAUCGGUCCAGCAAAAGCAUUACGUGACGUAUAGCCUAUCAGCCUUGGACCAUGGUUCGGGCGAAUCGGACCAAGCGCGCAGCAUCACGUUGCUCGAGAACCGCUCACUGAUCUCUGCUGGGGGCACGACGGGCCUGCGAACGUGGGAGGCUGCGCUUCACCUCGGCCAGUACCUCUGUCAGCACCCGUCCGUGGUCACCGGGAAGCGCAUCCUGGAGCUUGGCGCUGGUACCGGCUACCUUUCCGUCAUGUGUGCCAAAUAUCUAUCUUGUCGACACAUCAUCGCCUCGGACGGCUCCGACGACGUCAUCAACAACCUCCCGGACAAUCUAUUCCUCAAUGACCUACAGGACUCACCGCUUGUCCACCCCAUGGAUGUUAAAUGGGGGCAUGCCCUGGUUGGGACGGAAGACCAGCGCUGGAACGAGGGCCAAUCCAUCGACGUUGUGCUCGGGGCAGACAUAACUUACGACCGUAGCAACCACCCCGCACUAGUGGGCACCAUACUCGAUCUCUUUGAACUGCACCCAGAUGUCGAGGUGUACAUAGGGGCAACGCAGCGCAACGAGAUGACGUCUCGGAUCUUCCUCGACACCUGCCAGCGCUCGGGCUUAGCAGUGGACGACUUGGAGUACCCGGUGUUGUCGAGGGAGCACCAGGAGGGCCCCUUCUACAAUGACAGGGAUCCCAUCCACAUCUAUAGGGUAUCGCGAGCAUGA
Purpureocillium takamizusanense is the source of this 1026-nucleotide messenger RNA. RefSeq lists its product as uncharacterized. Bases 1 to 1026 code for a protein of 341 amino acids. The record is from RefSeq and is a predicted model, not a curated record. Lineage: Eukaryota; Fungi; Ascomycota; Sordariomycetes; Hypocreales; Ophiocordycipitaceae. The transcript is spliced from 2 exons.